Messenger RNA from Coregonus clupeaformis (lake whitefish), 5359 nucleotides. RefSeq names its product kelch-like protein 25 (gene enc2). Lineage: Eukaryota; Metazoa; Chordata; Actinopteri; Salmoniformes; Salmonidae. The coding region runs from base 193 to 2076 and encodes 627 amino acids. Gene Ontology annotation, molecular function: protein binding. The transcript is spliced from 4 exons. The record is from RefSeq and is a predicted model, not a curated record.
CCCACCUCAGACAGAACCCAGUUGCAGACAAAGUGUCUUGAAAGGACCUCAACUACUAGAGUGAAAUUUAAAUAAUGGUUUUAGCAAUUAAUCAGAAACUGUACACCUCUUGGAUUCCCGUUUAACAACCAUAUUUAUACGUCACAGCAGCUCUAUCAGCCCAGCCUCUAGAGGGACCACUUUUUGGGACCGAUGCAGACCCCUCCUCAGAUCCUCACUGUCAGUGCCUGCACCUGGGUCAGCAACUUUUGCCGGCUUGGAGAAAUUGAGACAAGCGACUCCCUGGGCCUGGAGAUCUCUGAAACCAUGUCAGUCAGCGUCCACGAAAACCGCAAGUCCCGGACCAGCACGGGCUCCAUGAACAUCUCUCUGUUCCAUAAGCCCUCGCAUCCAGACAGCGUGCUCACCCACCUCAACACCCUCCGAAAGCAGUGCAUGUUCACUGAUGUGACUCUGUGGGCAGGGGACCGCUCCUUCCCCUGCCAUCGGGCCGUACUGGCCGCAUGCAGCCGCUACUUUGAGGCCAUGUUCAGUGGAGGCUUGAGGGAGAGCCUAGACAGCGAGGUGAACUUCAGAGACAGUGUGCAUCCAGAGGUGCUGGAGCUGCUGCUUGACUUUGCCUACUCGUCACGCAUCAUCAUCAAUGAGGAGAACGCAGAGUCGUUACUCGAGGCUGGAGACAUGCUACAGUUCCACGACAUCCGAGACGCUGCCGCAGAGUUCCUGGAGAAGAACCUGCACUCGUCCAACUGCCUGGGCAUGAUGCUGCUGUCCGAUGCCCACCAGUGCAAACGGCUAUAUGAGCUCUCCUGGAGGAUGUGCCUGGUGCACUUUGAGGCGGUGCGGGACACGGAGGACUUCUACGGCCUCAACAAGGACAAGCUGCUGGACCUGAUCCUCAGUGACGAGCUGGAGAUCGAGGAUGAGCAGAUCGUGUUCAAUGCCGUGAUGCGCUGGGUACGAUACGACCUGGAUGGCCGCAGAGACUACCUCCCUGAGCUGCUGCGGGGCAUCCGCCUGGCCCUGCUGCCCUCUGAGUGUCUGAUCGAGGCGGUGGCCUGCGAGGAGCUGGUGAUGUCAGACAAGAGGAGCCGUCAGAUCGUGGAUGAGGCCAUGCAGUGCAAGAAGAAGAUCCUGCAGAAUGACGGGGUGGUCACCAGCCCUUGUGCCCGGCCCCGCAAGGCAGGCCACACGCUGCUCAUCCUGGGAGGACAGACCUUCAUGUGUGAUAAGAUCUACCAGGUGGACCACAAAGCCAAGGAGAUCAUCCCCAAGUCAGACCUGCCCAGCCCCAGGAAGGAGUUCAGUGCCUGUGCCAUCGGCUGUAAGGUCUACGUGACUGGGGGGAGGGGUUCUGAGAACGGGGUGUCCAAGGAUGUUUGGAUCUAUGACACGGUCCACGAGGAGUGGUCUAAAGGAGCGCCUAUGUUGAUAGCACGUUUCGGCCAUGGCUCUGCUGAACUGGAGAAUUGCCUGUAUGUGGUGGGCGGCCACACUGCCAUAGCAGGCAUCUUCCCUGCCUCCCCCUCAGUCUCCCUCAAACAGGUGGAGCGGUAUGACCCGCUAACCAACAAAUGGACCAUGAUGGCGCCGCUCAGAGACGGCGUUAGCAAUGCAGCCGUGGUCAGCGCCAAGCUAAAGCUGUUUGUCUUUGGUGGCACCACCAUCCACAGAGACAAGGCCUCCAAGGUGCAGUGCUACGACCCUCUAGGAAACCGCUGGGCCAUCGCAGCAGAGUGUCCGCAGCCGUGGAGAUACACGGCCGCCGCUGUUCUGGGCAGUCAGAUCUUCAUCAUGGGUGGAGACACUGAGUUCACCGCCGCCUCCGCCUACCGCUUUGACUGUGAGACCAACCAGUGGUCUCGUGUUGGGGAUAUGACUUCUAAAAGAAUGAGCUGCCAUGCUGUGGCCUCUGGAAACAAACUGUACGUGGUGGGGGGCUACUUUGGGACGCAGCGCUGCAAGACGCUAGACUGUUAUGACCCCACGUCCGAUAGCUGGAACAGUAUAACCACAGUGCCUUACUCACUAAUUCCUACUGCGUUCGUAAGCACCUGGAAACAUCUACCAGCCUAGCAGCCUCUACAUGAAUAAGGAGAGGUCUCCAGAACUGGGUGUCACAUGUUUCCGGCCAUAGUGACUGGCAGAGGCUUGCUAGGGCCUGCCUGCCCGCAGCACAGCGUGACGUGUGUCCAUCGGGUGACGGGUGUGGUUCCGCCAGGGUCGCCAAUUCCUGCUCGCCCCCCCCCCUCAGAUUAAAGACUGUUCCAGAUUAUCUGAGCUGUGCGUGGUCCAACGACAGAACACAAGGUCCUCCAAGAGGGAUGUCAUCAGCUGGCUCUACUCCUUCAUAGCACAAAGAGACAUCCACACCAUGCUUCCGAACAGUCUUAUCCAUGACCAUGGAGAGAAACAGACACUUUAUAUACAGACCACUGACUUGGGUUGGGUAUAUUACUCAGUAUUUCUGACUGAGGCCAUUUUUAAAUGUCUUCUUCUUUUGAGGGAUCCACUACUAGAUCAUUCCACCUCUCAACCCGGGUGAAAUAGCCUCAAGGGCUGAUGUGUUUUUGUAAAUGACAGUUGAUAAACUACAGUAAGCAGGAACACUAUCCGUUGUGGUGCUGUAGGCUCUCAGCACACAGGAUUUAUGAACUUGCAAUAGCAAGUCAACUUUAUAAAACAAUGAGAUAUAUUACAAAAACACAAAAAGUAUCAUCUACCUUUCAGGGGAAAUCGUUUUUGUUUGUUUUUUAAACUGCUUUUUGUGACUCGGCACAAUUAGCUGUUGUAGACCUUAUCAUUUGAGUAUUUCUUGACAAACAAUACAUAUGUAUUCAUUGUGGUUGAUAUGUGAUUUAGUGAUACAACAUUUGCACUUGGCACUAAACAUUUCCCACUGGGCACAGACGUCAGUUCAACGUCUAGUUUUGACUUACAUUUGUUGACAACUCAAAUGUAAAUUGAAUGUGAAAUCAGCUGAAGAUGCCACCAUGUCAUUGGAUUUAGGUAAAAAAAAAAAUGAUUAAACUUCAUAUACAUUUCUGGGGGGGUGAAAUUAUGUGGAAACAACAUUGAUUCAAGCAGUUUUUGCUCAGUGGGUUGAUAAUGGGUCAAUGAGGGUACUAACCUUUGAUACUGGGAAUUUUUUCUCUGAAUUUGGUUUAUUUCUGGAGUUUGCUUGUGGGAUGACAGCCGCACAGAAGCUACAAACUUUUUUUCCAGCAGCCCCUGAUAGGAAGGAGAACUUAACAGGAACUUUUUAAUGAUAGAAACUCACUUUUAAACAGCAGUUUUCCAUGUGAGGGGUGCCUUUAAGGACUGUAAUAAGGCCUCCUUGUGAACUGAAUUCCUUGUGCCUAAUACUGGUAGGAAGGUUUGUCAUAAUUUCACUCAGUGUACGAAUAAAUGACUUUUUGAUGCAUGUUGACUGGUUCCAUAAGUACAGGGAAAACGGCUUAAAUGAGUGCCUCAGCUUGCCGUCUUGACUUGUGUCACACCUCUAAUGCAGACAUUCCAGAGGGCUUUGAAGUAGAGAAAAUCAGCUUAUGAUAAUAAUUAGAGAGUUGGCUUAAGACCAGUGGGGAUUUAUUCCAGAAUGUCAUCCCUUUUCUGACAUGGUUACUCUGAUGAGAAUGUUAAUAGAACACUUCUGAGUGAAUGGGCACAGAGCUAAGUCAGCCAAAUAGUAGAAGUAGUAGUAAGCUCACUUCACUGGCUAUAGCAACGACAAUGCACAUAUGUUCUCAUGGUAGGUAAGAUGAAUUAUUUAAUGCAAGGUUUUUUGGAAGCACAGUUCAGUCCAUAUUUUAUUUUGCUAUAGGAUUCAAAACACUAUUACUAUUCCAGUAUGCAACAUCAAAUGACCCAUUCUGUAUUUUCACUUGUAUAUACAAUCCUUCCUUUAUGAGCACCAAUAUAAAGACCCUGAGACAAACCUAGCGAAGGCAACGGUAAGUUAGCCUUGCUCAGCCUGCUGAAUACAUUGUCUGCCUAAAUGAAUGAUUUAAGGUUUUAUUCAUAACGCAGUUUGCCUAGCAAUCCUCUCCUCCACAGGAUACAAGGGUCUUAUCCUGUAAUGUUUGCACUGCUACAGUGAGAAGCUAUUAGCACGACACAUUAGGCUGGGAGUGAAAGGUGUGGAAGCGGACCACGACUGAUAUUUCCUGCUCCUUCCUGGCCCCUCAGGGAAAAGAAACACAAACUUUAGAUUCUCUCAGCUUUUUAAGGUGAAAGGAAAGUUUAAAAACAAGUAUAAUCCCCAGGCUCCAGCCAUUAAAAAAAAAUAAAGUCAAAAUGGGUAUAUUCCUUUAGACGUUCACUCAUCAUCCUUACAUCCGUCCAAAUAAUAACACCCACCCAAUCUCCCAGUCGGACUGUCAGUGACAGUAUGGCCACAAGGUUGCUGCGUCUCUGUUUAUAGCCCAUUACAGACAUAUUUCCCCCUCCCCUUUAAUCAGCCUGUGUGGCUGUCAGCCCAGAAGCUUUAGCAGGAGUUCCAAAGGCAGCCAAGGGCACAGGCAGGCGUUUCGCCAGGCAGCAUAGCAAGCCCCCUGGGCAGGUGGAAGGUGAGUCCUCUGCCAGGAGACGAUCCGACCUGCCUCUCAGCCGUCUGGACAGACCACCUGCUGCCCUACAUCAUCACUGAUAUCACAUAUCAUCCAAUAUCACCCUCCUUCCAACGCACAUAAUGUAGUGCCCUUAGGGUUCUAUGAGGGACUGCUAAUAUCACACUCCUUUUUCAUUAUGACCAGUUAAGAUUGUAUGUGUUCAAUGACCUAGUAGAUUUAUGGGCUUGUUCUGCAUGGGAACUACAGCCAGGUGUUUAAUUGGGAUGGAACUGAUCCCCAAAAAUGAUUAGUUGCUUUUCCAUACUUAUUUCACUGAGAAAACAGAUAAUUUGCAAGUAUAAGCCUAUGCUGUUUUCCAUUCUAAGAUGAUGGCACAGGUGUAUCACUGUACUACAUAAUGAGCUACUCUACCUAACUACUUUCAGGCUGCAGCACCUCCAAACUGCGAAAUGGGAUGGUCUGUGCAUGACCCUAAUAGCAUGCUAGCGUUCACAGGGAGCUGACUCUCAUUGAAAUGCAGCAGCAGAGUUGUUCUGUUUUUUUUCCUUAGCUGCUUCAUAAUUGAGCAAUCCUGGAGCAUCCUCACUCAUGUAUAUUUGAGCAUAUCCACUCCUCUCUUCCCAGUUCACAAAAUCCCUCAAGCAAUACUUAAAUCUCGCUAAACUUCACAGGAGUUCAAAGUGCAACAAUUGUAUUUUCAUGAAAGGCUAUUACAUAGUACAUUGAAGUAUUUUUGCCUACUGUUUUACUGUUAAGAAAAGAGAAUAAAGAAUGUCUUGUUUUUUCAA